Drechmeria coniospora is the source of this 1122-nucleotide messenger RNA. RefSeq lists its product as uncharacterized. NCBI's taxonomy places the organism in Eukaryota, Fungi, Ascomycota, Sordariomycetes, Hypocreales, Ophiocordycipitaceae. Bases 1 to 1122 code for a protein of 373 amino acids. The transcript has 2 exons. The record is from RefSeq and is a predicted model, not a curated record.
AUGGCGGGCCUCAUCCCACUCGCCCUCAGCACGAACGGUCAUUCCCCGAGGUACAGCACAUUUAUGCUGGACAACGAUCGAAGGCCGCCGCAUCGUCUCGCAUCACCUCCCAUUUCGCCCAAGUCGAAGCCCUCCAGCCGCCUGAUGCAACAGUCAACCCUUCCGACGUCCGAUGCGCUGCCGCACUCUGCGAUGGAGUGGAAAGUGGCCCUGGGAGAGGUCAAGCGGGCUUAUCUCGCCAAAAAGUACAGAUGGAGCUCGGAUCGGUGUCGAGACAUCCUGAACAACGCAAAGGCAAUGGAGACGGUCGAGCCUACCUACCUCAUCUAUCUGCGAUUUUACGCUGCUACGGCCCUCGAGAUGCAGGCUCGCGCCGCUCGCCCCUCGUCAUCCCGUCUAGGCCUCCUGCGGCAAGCCCAGGCUCACUACCGCAUUGCCGCCGACCUCGCGCGACAAGCGGAUGAGGCCAUGAGCCGGCCAUCCUCCAGAUGCAGCCUGUCCCCCGUGCCCAGCUACCGCUUUUCCACCGAUUCCGACAUCUCUCGCUCGUCCACCUCGACGAGAAUGUCCUCUCCCGUACCCUCCAUCACCUCCGUCGAGGACAGCGUGAAGCGGUCCAGCUCCGCCACCAAGCCAAAGAAGCGAGUCACCUUUUGCGACGCCCCCAUCACGGAACCCAUCGUUCGGCCUGAUUCUCCCACCUUGGGAUUCGACGACUGGAUAGGUCAGUCAUCGCCGGAACCCGUCUACCCGGAACCAAUCCUCAAGCACGUCGAAAGGGCUCCCGCGCCGAUGGAGAUGAUGUUGCCUUCAACGCCGGACCUGGUGCAGGACGAUGACGAGUCUUCUGACCCCUUCUUCUACGUUCGUGCCGUCCACCGGUAUUGCACCAUCAUCUCGAGCAUCCGCCGCCAAGUAGACUCGCACUUGGCCAUGCUCGACCAGGAGAUGGCUGCCCGCCAACUUCCGACGCCGGAAAGACCGGCAAGUGACGAGACGCGCACCGUGGAUUUGGCUGCCCGCAUCCAACGGUUGCGCGCCAACGGUUGGCGCCGCACACGAUUCGAUGCCCAGCGUUACGAGGCUCUUUGCGAGAAUGCACUGGCCGACUUGAACGAAUAG